GGGCGCUGCAGCCCCUCCGUCUCUCCCUCAUUCAUCGAAUGGAAGCGGGUCGGAGGCGCCGGGAUUAGGCUGCGCUGCCUCUUUCCUCUCUCCCUCCCUUCCAUCCUUCCUUCCCUUUCUCCCUUGAUCCCGGGGCGGGAGACGGCGGGAGGGCUGCCGAGGGCGGGACUGCGCCCCCCUCCGUCCCUCCUUCCUUCGCGGGUGGAGUGGCCGGCCGCGGAACAAAGGAAGAGCCCCUCCUCCCCGCCUCCGGACCAAGAUGCCUCGUCUGCUGCGGGAAGGGCCCUCUCCGCCUCCCAUGCUGCUGCUCCUGCUGCUCCUGGCCGGCCUGCCCGGACGCGCCGCUCGGGCUCAGAACUGGCGAAAUGAAAAUUUUGAGCGGCCCAUUGACCUAGAAGCCUCUGGAGAUGACGACUCCUUUGAAGAUGAAGAAAUGGAGGAGACCGAGGAACUGUAUUCAGGCUCUGGCUCAGGAUAUUUUGAGCAGGACUCUGGCAUCAAGACAGUUCUGCAGGUCACAACAGAGGUACCCAUGGUCCUCACGACAACAACUGCAGCAGUGCUGCCAAUGACCUCAGUGCAGCCUGUCGGCAUCCCCUUUGUGCCAUUCCCUACAGAGGAAGCCACCUCCAGGCCAACAACAGAUGCUCUCUUCAUCCCCAGGAUGUCCGAGGCACCUGCAAUCACCAUCCAGAAAGCAAGCGGCGCUGCCACCACAGCCUCCAUGACAAUUGCCAACACCAAGCCAACAACUGUUUCCAGAGUCUUGGUGCCCUUUAUCACUGUCCUAGCCACAACGCAACCCGUCACACUGGAAACACCAACGGCUGUCGUCGUAACUAAGAUGGAAGCCACUGCAUCUCUCCCAGUGACCACCAGCAUGACAAAGGUCAGAAUUAUGCCAAAACUAAGCACACCACAGGAGCCAGAGUUCAGUGAGAAAAGCACCACGCUUCUGCAGCCUUUGAGCCCCACGGCAUCCACAGAAUCCGUCCAGACAGACCCUCUCGAUGUGAGCCUUUCCACUGCAAUAACCAAUGGUGACCCGGAGCCCCCUGUCAGUGGGGACUUUGAAAUCCACGAGGAGGAGGUGGCUCCAACCGAGCUCAGCAAUGAAGUGGCUCCCCUGGUGACUCCGGCAGCUGGACCGGUGCUGAGGAAGAACGUGGAGUCGGGGCUCAUAGACAAUACCAUUGAGUCUGGAAACUCUGCUGCACAGCUUCCCCAGAAAAAUAUCCUUGAAAGAAAAGAAGUACUCAUAGCUGUGAUUGUGGGAGGGGUCGUUGGCGCUCUGUUUGCUGCCUUCCUGGUCAUGCUGUUGAUCUAUCGGAUGAAAAAGAAAGACGAGGGGAGCUACACCUUGGAAGAGCCCAAGCAGGCUAGCGUCACGUACCAAAAACCUGACAAGCAGGAGGAAUUCUAUGCAUAAACUGGAACCGCAAGUGCCUCACUUUCUCUUUCUAUCUCAAUGCCGUCCUUUUUUAAAAGAAAUGAACAGUCUCUCUUGUUGUUUGUCCCGGCUCUUUCAAAUCACAGCUGUGAAUUUUAACAAGGAGGAUUGAAGGCAGCUUUUAACAAUUCUUUUGAAGAAAGAGGCCAUUUUUUAAAAGUCUUGCACGUUUUUAAAAGAAAAUUACAAAGGUCAACAUGGUUCCAGUGGAGAAAGCAUUGCAAGGAGCGCUGGCGCCUGAAGCCAAGAGAUGUGGCCAGUUCUGGACCACUUCUCUUGGUGAAUGUCUGAACUCGUAGCUCAACUAGAAAUGUCCUGGAUUCCUAUCAUUCUCAGGACUACAGACUUGAUUUUUCUUUUUUAAAAAACCAUGAUGAACACUUUUGCUUUCUGGCACUUUGUAGUACUCUUCAUAACAAAAGUUUGACUCUAUUGAUUUCAAGGACAAGGAGGUGUCGCAACCUUCCACCACCUUUUCCUCAAAUCUGUUUGCUUUGCUGCAAUCAAGCCUUGAAUUGCUUCACCAGAGAGCUGACGUGGUCUAUGGAGGGGCCCCUUGAGGAUUGUGCAUUGCUUUCUCUCUGAUGGGACCAUCCUUCACCCCCUUCCUGUUCACAACCGCACACUGCAGGAUUAUUCUGCGCUUGCCGCAGUGUCUUGUUUGGCAUUUUGUCCAGCUGUGCCUCACCAUGACAUUGGAAACUCAGCUUCUCUAGUAUUGGAAUGAAGUUGACGAAGGGACACUUUUCUAGGCUGUUAUUAACAGAAAAAGGGGGACCUAUCAAUGUAGGGGUGGAAGGCAAGAUAUCUUCUAAAUCUGUACAAAGAGUUCAUAUUUCAUACAUAUCAACAAGUCAUUUCCUUCUUUGCUAGGGAAGGAGGAUAGGCAAGAAGGAGAAGAAGAACAAUGUGCAAGCCUGCAAAGCACUUCUACAAAUGUUUGCUCCUAUAGGACUGCAAAAAAAUGAAAGUGGGCAGAAGGCGAUGAAAUCUUUACGUGACUAAUGGGGCUUUCGAACUUUUAAGCAAAUUAACAUUUUUGUUGGCAACUUGGGUGAGCCACGGCUACUGAAGGGCAGAUUGACAGGUAGUCUCGGCCCCUAAACAGAGGGGCAGGUUUUGAAAAAGGAUGGGAUUAUGUGCGAUUAACUAUGACAUAUCUUAAAGUCAUGUCAAGUGUAGAACCAAAAAACAACAGAAAGGAAAUGUAGCAUGAGAAAAAACGUAGUUGGCUAACGUGAAAAAAAUAAGCACGUUUUACGGAAUGCCUCAUAGUCGGAUGCUGUUACAAAGCAUCUGUUACUCCUGGCAAAUAUCUGUUCAUUAGCAACUACUGAACACUGUAUACAUAAAGUCUGGCUAGAGUGCUAUGACCCUCUUUGGUCACAUUUAAAUGGCAUGUCAACAACUAGGAGAGGAUUCAGUAUUGAUUUAGAAAGGAGAUAAUGAGCUUGGCACACAUGAUGCACAAUGGGGAGCUCGGGACCAUAAUUAACUCAGAAGGAGAAGGAGGAGGACAAGCAGAGGAGGAGGAGGAGGGGGGGAGGAAAUGUGCACACAAUCAGUGUUCAGGUUUUUAAAUGAUAGACAAAUUGAUUGAAGGAUGAGGCAGACCGAGUUGGCCUCAACAAAAGAUCUUUCUUCAGAAGUUUCUUCCCUUCUGCGUCCAGGAAAUGGUGUGAUGGGGAGACUAGAGAUCAGCCUAUUGGCCCUACAGUUCCUGCCUUCUUGCUGUCUGUAUCCACAAUUCUCUUUUGAGGGAGGGCUGAACCAUUUGGGCAGUGAAGGGAAUCUGGCUUUCGUUCAGUGGGCUCCUUGCAUAAUUUAGGUGGGAAAUUGUGGCAGUUCAACUGUUCUUAGAGUAGAAAAGGUUCCCUACUGUAGACGUUCCCUACUGCAGACUUUACAUUAAGUCUGGUCUUGGUAGGUGCUUAUUUGUGCCCACAGACAUACCGCAUAAAAUGGUUUUGGCACUAUUAUCUGCCGUAUGCUAACAUGUAAUAUUACUUCUGACUUGGCAGUGAUAUAGAGCUUCUUUCCAGAGGUUUUUUUUGGGAGGGGUGAGAUAGACUUGGGCCUCUUUCACACAGCUGUAUCAAAUCCACAUUGAACUGGAUUAUAUGGCAGUGUGGACUCAGACAACCCAAUUCAAAGCAUAUAUGGUGAAUGAUCUGCCUUGAUAUUCUGGGUAAUAUUGCUGUGUGGAAGGGUCCUUAAACAGCCCUAUAGGUUUUGCCAAUUAAGGGUAAAACAAGUGUCUGAAAAGACCUUGAACUGGAGGCUGUGUGGAUAUGUUGGGAUACGUUUAGUGGCUGAGUAUGGCCCACAGCCCACACAUACCUCCUCCUGCCUUAGAACCCAAGGCUGAAGCCAGUUGCACUCUAGCAGCACUUGGGAAGAGGAGAGGAGCAUUACUAUCCAAAGAGGCAGGAGAUGUCACGUCACGUUUUAUUCUAGGGAGGUGGUAGUUGUAAAGUCAAGUCAAUGUGUGAACGCUGUUACCAACCAUCAACAGUGCUCCCAACUCAGCCAUAAUCAUCUCACUCAGAAUAUGGUAAGAGAGUGUUCAAUUUUGUAUGUUUUGUCAAAAAUACAGUGAAAGGUAAGUUCAAGGAAUCAGUAGAAAACUGAGACAAAAA
Molecule: messenger RNA, 4089 nt
Organism: Anolis sagrei ordinatus
Lineage: Eukaryota; Metazoa; Chordata; Lepidosauria; Squamata; Anolidae
Gene: SDC3
Product: syndecan 3
Biological process (GO): cell migration
Cellular component (GO): membrane; cell surface
Source: RefSeq, a predicted model, not a curated record